Molecule: messenger RNA, 8927 nt
Organism: Haliotis rufescens (red abalone)
Lineage: Eukaryota; Metazoa; Mollusca; Gastropoda; Lepetellida; Haliotidae
Product: AP-3 complex subunit delta-1-like
Exons: 35
Coding region: 147-3959 (1270 amino acids)
Biological process (GO): synaptic vesicle membrane organization; Golgi to vacuole transport; protein targeting to vacuole
Cellular component (GO): membrane coat; terminal bouton; presynaptic endosome
Source: RefSeq, a predicted model, not a curated record
GGGUCAUGUGAUCUCUGAAAGCGGAAGCCAUGUUGGAUGAGACUGUCGACUUUAUCGCCGAUGCAUCCUAAUCAGGGAUGGAUACUUAUAAAUCAGUGACAUUCUUGAGCAAAAUGAGGAUUUUGUCACAUCAAAUCUAAUUCAAGAUGGCGCUCAAAAAAGUGAAAGGGACCCUAGAACGGGUCCUGGACAAGAAUUUGCAAGAUCUUGUACGAGGCAUAAGAAAUCACAAGGAAAAUGAGGCCAAGUACAUAGCAGAAUGCAUCGACGAGAUCAAACAGGAAUUGAAGCAGGAGAAUCUGGCCAUCAAGUCCAAUGCUGUCAACAAGCUCACAUAUCUCCAGAUGCUGGGCUACGACAUCAGUUGGGCAGCUUUCAACAUCAUCGAGGUCAUGAGCUCCACCAAGUUCACUAUAAAACGGAUUGGAUAUUUGUCGGCUUCGCAGUGUUUUCAUGAUGAAACAGAUGUCCUGAUGUUAACAACCAACAUGAUCAGAAAGGAUCUCAGCAGUCAGCACAUCUAUGAUGCUGGUGUGGCUCUCAGCGGGCUGUCAUGCUUCAUCACUGCAGACUUGGCCAGGGAUCUCGCUAAUGACAUCAUGACACUGAUGACCUCAUCUCGGCCAUAUCUGCGGAAGAAGGCGGUGUUGAUCAUGUACAAGGUCUUCCUCCAGUUCCCCGAGGCACUCCGCCCUGCCUUCCCCAGGCUGAAGGAGAAACUAGAGGAUGCUGACCCUGGGGUCCAGUCUGCAGCCGUCAAUGUCAUCUGUGAGCUGGCCAGGAAGAACCCCAAGAACUAUCUGUCUCUAGCCCCACUCUUCUUCAAACUGAUGACCAGCUCCACCAACAACUGGGUCCUCAUCAAGAUCAUCAAACUGUUCAGUGCUCUAACACCUCUCGAACCUCGACUUGGGAAGAAGCUGAUUGAGCCUCUCACCAACUUGAUUCAUAGCACAUCGGCCAUGUCGCUGUUAUACGAAUGUAUUAACACGGUGAUAGCUGUCCUCCUUUCUAUAUCUUCAGGCAUCCCCAACCACACCGCCUCAAUUCAGCUUUGUGUUCAGAAACUUCGCAUCUUAAUUGAGGAUUCCGAUCAAAACUUGAAGUACCUUGGCCUGCUUGCGAUGUCCCGGAUCUUGGCCACACACCCCAAGAGUGUUCAGAUGCACAAGGACCUCAUCUUGCAGUGUCUGGAUGACAAGGAUGAGUCAAUACGGCUGCGGGCACUGGACCUCCUCUACGGCAUGGUGUCGAAAAAGAACUUGAUGGAGAUCGUGAAGAAGCUGAUGAUCCACAUGGACAAGGCGGAGGGGUCACACUAUCGGGAUGAACUCCUGUCUAAGAUCAUCCUCAUCAGCAGCCAGUCCAACUACCAGUUUGUCACCAACUUUGAGUGGUAUGUGAGUAUCUUGGUGGAGCUAACACGGAUGGAGGGUACCCGACACGGCAAGAUGAUCGCUAGUCAGAUGCUGGAUGUGGCCAUCAGAGUGCAGGCCAUCAGGCAGUUUGCUGUGGAUCAGAUGGCGAUCCUGCUGGAGAACUCCCACGUGCUGGCCAAUAACUCUCAGCGUAACGGCAUCUGUGAGGUCCUGUAUGCAGCAGCAUGGAUAUGUGGAGAAUUUUCAGAAUGUCUGAAGGACCCUAAGUCCACGCUGGAGGCCAUGCUUCGUCCCAAGAUCACUAUCCUGCCGGGCCACAUACAGAGUGUGUAUGUGCAGAACAUCCUAAAGCUGUACGGGAAGGUGGUGCGGCAGGCGGAGGAGGACGGGGAGGAGGACCUGCUCCGGGAGGUCAACCAGCUCAUGUCCGAGAAGCUGCCCAUCUUCGUCUCCAGCGCUGACCUGGAGGUGCAGGAGAGAGCUUGCUGUAUCUUACAACUGGUGAAGUAUGUCGGCAAGCUAUUAGACAAAGGUGCUAAAAUUGGAGAUGACAUAGAGCUGUUAUAUGCAGGCGAGCUCAACCCCGUCGCUCCUAAGGCUCAGAGAAAAGUGCCAGUGCCAGAGGGAUUGGAUCUAGACAAGUGGAUAAAUCAUCCGCCUCCUGAAAGUUCAGAUGAGGAAAUUGGAGGCCCAGCCUUCUUCACUUCAGGUUCAGAACACAGGGAUACCUACCAGUAUGAAAGUGAAAGGAAAACCUAUGAGCCCACAGCAGAAGAGUUAGAGAAGAGGCGGGAGGCCAGGAAGGUCGAGAUGGAACACAAUCCCCACUACCUGAAAGGAGAUAUCAAAAAGAAGAGCAAGAAGUAUGAUACCAGCCACAUUGAUGACAUCCCAGUUGCCACAUUAGACUUGUCUGUGCCACUCCAUGUGCCAGGUCUGUCUGCCUCAGAUAAAUAUUUAAAUAUGUAUUCAAAUGUAGACACGCGGGACAAGUCCAGAAAAGGGAAGAAAGGCAAGAAGAAGAAGAGGAGGAAGGGAAAAGAAUCGGAUUCGGAGGAGGACCUCCCUGCAAUGCAUGCUGUCAGCACUGUAGAGGAAAUGCCCGAGGGUGCUCACCUCUCGGACAAUGAAAAUGUUGAUGAAUUUUCAUCAGAUCCUUUCAAGAAGUUGGAUGUUAAUCUGGAUGAACCGCUGCGGGAUGACGAGAAGCUGCCAGUGAGGCAACACAGACUGGUGCUGGAGGCGUCGCCGGACAAGGAGCUGGACGGAGACACGGAGAAGACCAAGAGAAAACACAGGAAGGAGAAAGAAAAGAAGAAAGACAAGAAAGAAAAGAAGGAGAAGAAAGAGAAGAGAGACAAGAAGAAAUCAAAGUCAGAGCAUAAGGACAAGGAUGGCCCAACUUUGCUUCUAACGGCAGCUGAGGAGGAGACGGCAUCAGAAGCCAACAUCGUCAACAACGUGGACAAUACAGCCACCAGCAUGAGUCCCCCUGAAGAACAGUCAGAUAAGACCAACGACAUAGAGUUCUGGCUGUCAGGGAGUGAUGCUGCCACAACCCCCUCCCCAGUUAAAGAUUCAAGGCCAGUGGUGAACAAUGUAGGUCGAACCAAGUCGCCCAAACUCACGGUCAAUGAUGUCCUGUCAUCCGAGGAAGAAGAUAGUGCUAAAGUGAACGAGGAGAAGCCAAAGAAGAAGAAAGAGAAACGAGGGAGUAAGAAGGAGAAGAAAGAGAAGAAAGACAAGAAGAAGAAAGACAAGCUGCGGCGGCAUGAGUACGAGGAGGCUGAGGGGAUCACCACCCCGUCGAAGGAGAACAUCUCCAUGUCCCAGCAAGGCACCCCCAUGGAGAUACAGCUGCCGCCAAUGUCCAGUUAUAAACUCCUUGCUGAAAAUGCCACUUUGAGGAUGACAUAUGAGACACGAGUAUCACCACAGCGUAGUGACCAGAUCAUCAUCUCGGUAGUCUUCAAUAAUCAGACCAAGAACCACUUGAAGGACCUGGAAUUCAAUGUCCUGGACACACUCAACACCAAGCUGAUCAGAGGGAUGGGCAAAUCCCACCAUGAUGCUGUCAGGGUUCCCUUCAUCUUGCUGCCUGAGUCCCAGAACGAGGGACAGUUUGCCUUCAGCAUUGAAAGUAUUUCUAUGUCUCAGAGGAUGAGGGGAACACUCACGUACAUUAUCAAGUCGGAUGAUGGUUCAACACAUGAAAAACUAGACUUUAAGCUUCAGCUUCCAUGUAGCUCUUACCUUGUCACAACACCAUGCAAGAGUGAUGAAUUUGCCGAGUUACUAGCCAGUGGAGACCUGCCGGAGAAGGGCUCCUGUAAGCUGACCCCAGUAGACACCGAGUUCCCUCAUGUCCUCGCCAAAAUGUGCUUUUACCUGCAUUUCAGAUUAAUAGAACAAGUAGAUAAAAGUGCUUCAUUAUUCAGCAAGUCUAUUCAAGGUCACCCAAUCUGCUUACUGGUCAAAAUGGUAAAUGGUAGUCUGAAUGUGGAUGGGAAGAGUUCGGAGAGCAAGUUGUUGUCAGGAUUGUUGGACGAUAUCAAAUCUUUGUUGACGGAGGAGUCUUAACACUGAGUCAGCACAUAAUUUAUUGUGAUUCCAGACAUUGUGAUGAAUACUACAAAUACAUAUUUCAUUCUAUGGUAUUUCUCUGCUUAUUAUGGACCACAAUGUGUGAUGUGUCACCCCCCGGGCAGGGACAUGCCCACCUGGGGAACGUGACUGUGUAUGUGACCAAGGUGGAUGAUUCCGUAUGUUCAAGAUUCAGCUAAUUCUACUGUGAUUACAGGGAUACAGGCAGUGUUUGGAAACUAUGAGAGCUUUUCAUUUGUAAAUUUGGCUUGAGCUCAAAUAUUCAGAGGCAUCAGUGAUCGUCAUGAUAUCGUUAUGGAAACAUGAAGAAUCUGAAGAUGUAACAUUGCGUCGGAAUGAUGUCCUGUUCAGUCCUGUGUGAUGGUUAGGACAAAACUAGGAUCAUGUGUUGAUCAGUGAUGCAAACUGAUGAAAUUGUUUGAUAGAAAAGCAUUCUGGUGCAUGCCAUAUUUAUUAGUAAUUACGAAGAAGAAAAUGAAAUUUCUUUGAAAUAUAAUCAGAUAUUGUGAAAUAAUAUUAAUGAAACACAUGCAUGGACAGAUUAUUUUAAUGAGUAUUAUGUGAUUUGUCAGACAAGUUGACUGCCUUCUGUAUUAAAUUCUUAUCUUAUUCCUCCUGUUUCGACAUAUUACUGUGCAACAUUUUUAUGAACAAUGCUGUACAUCAGCCAUCAUUUGUAGUAUAUAUUGCAAACACAUUGGAGACUGCCAUUCUUAAUAUCAUGCAAUUUGGUGCAGCAAAUAUUUGUCUGUAGGCUGUGCUGGUUCUACAUUAGACAAUCGUGAACUGUGUAGAUUACCAUUCAUUGGGAACUUCCAUGUCCGCUAUUGUCAGUCCGGUGUGGAGCAGAUGUAGACUCUCAUCCCUUGUUGGAAACUGAAGAGUUUUUAGUUAGAUGUGCUCUGGCUCAAAAACGUAGUUUUCAUGUCCCAACCCUGUGACUUCAUGAAGGAAGGACUGUUUCCUCUUGUGUAAGUGUGUCAUACCACACUGGUUAGACAUUGCUUCCAAUGUGUUCUACCUGAAUAGAUGUAUUUAUUCUCAACUCAUGUUUCACCUCUGCUUAUUGCAAACUAGCCAUCACAUCGGUAUGCACAGUAAUCAAAUGUUUAUUUCAAUAUGGUAGUCAAAACAAUUGAUGCUAGACUUGUAGAACCAAUGUUUGGUGACGAGUCGGUGCAUGUGGUUCAUUCUUCUAUGUCACUGUUAGAUGAAAAGGUUGUGUGUGAUGUAAAUGCACGGGGCAUGGUUACUAUGUUGUAGAACUAGACUAUUGUCAAACUGACCGCCAGUGAUACAGAGAAGGCUGCUCACCGCAAUGGUUUCAAGCUGAUUUAGUACCGACAGUCCUCCAAUUUCAGAACUGUAAGAAUAAAAACAGCUCAUGGUCAGUGUUUGACUCCUGUAAAAUCUCUAGUGUGGGGGGGUGUCUUUAAGUUUAUUAUGCCAUUUCCUUUUCAUGGCAUCAACGUGAGUAAGUGAGUAUGGUUUAACGCCGCUUUUAGCAAUAUUCAAGCCAUAUCACGGCAGGGGACACCAGAAUUGGGCUUCACAUAUUGUACCCAUGUCGGGAAUCGAACCCGGGUCUUCGGCGUGAUGAGCAGAUGCUUUAACCACUAGGCUACCCGACCGCCCCUUGGCAUCAACAUGAAACCACUUUCUUGUCUCACUAUAAUGUCCAACCAAGAAAAGCUUGGCUUUCUCAUGAAUGUACUCUAUAUAGAGAGCUUUCUCCUAAAGGUACUCUAUAUAGAAGGCUUUCUCCUGAAUGUACUGUAUAUUGGGGAAGCCCUCCUUAAGGACCUCUGUAUAGAGGGCUUUCUCCUGAAUGUACCGCUACUCUGUAUAGAGGGCUUUCUCCUUAAGGUACUCUGUAUAGAAGGCUUUCACCUGAAGGUACUCUGUAUAGAGGGCUUUCUCCUGAAUGUACUCUGUAUAGAGGGCUUUCUCCUGAAGGUACUCGGUAUAGAGGGCUUUCUCCUGAAGGUACACUGUAUAGAGGGCUUUCUCCUGAAUGUACUCUGUAUAGAGGGCUUUCUCCUGAAUGUACUCUGUAUAGAGAGCUUUCUCCUGAAGGUACUCACUAAAGAGGGCUUUCUCCUGAAGGUACUCUGUAUAGGGGGCUUUCUCCUGAAUGAUCUCUGUGUAGAGGGUCAUGAUGAUGUUGCUGUAUGUAUCCACGGACGCACAUGCUUGUUGAUGUGAUCAGAGUAUAUAUUUGUAAUUUGCAGCAUAUGUGUUUGUGGUAAAUGGACGCACCAGAUGGAACUGUCUUGUACUGUCUUCUGUCCCUUUCUGUCAUCACUGUGACAUCUAAGUUAGGAUCAGUAAAUACUUGGUACAACCACAUCAGUUCUGCUUGAAGACAAAGUGCCCGGAUGCUUACAUCCCUGGCACAUAAGGAUUGUAUUCCUUUUCCUAUUGUUUUCAUCUUUAACCAGGAAUUCAAAUGUUCAUGAACUCUUGAGACUUAUCAUUCCAAUACAUCCAUUUCUUUAAACCGAGACAUUGAUGAAGCCUCAAUGUGUGUGCUGAGAAAACAGCAUGCCAUGCAUUUCCUUAAAUCAGUACAAAGACCAGUGGAGCCCUGAACAUGAUGGCAAUAGCUGACAUUUGUGGAAAUAAUGUGUUAUACCUUGACAAUGUAUUUAUUUUUAGAGAAAGUGUUUCGUCAAAUACAGAAACUAUUGAGCAAUUCCUGCCUAUGUUAUACCAAAGUUGAAGCUUGUUUUGUCUUGUUUAUGUUGUUGUUUUGUUACACAUCUGUGAGACUGUUUUGACUUUGUCCAGUCAGUUCUGUUAAGGCACUGUAGUUGCACACGUCACUGUAUAUAGUGGCUGGAGAUGGGGGUUGUCUGUACAUACAUUAUACACUUGUCUGUAUGCAUAUAACCAUUGGAGACUCGGGGCAUGGGAAUGAUCUACAGUAGCACGUACAGCGGCGGUGGGUGCAGGACAGGUGGUUGCGGAGACAGGUACCUGGUGAUGAUGAGUUUCCGGUUGCAGAGUACUACACACAGCCUGGGGGUCCUGGCAGACUAGGAUACUUUAAUAUUUGACCACCAAAUACCAUUCUGGUUAUUUCUUUCACUUUUAUGAAAUCCAUUUCUCCAAAGCAGAGAAGUCAGUAUCUACCGGUAACAAAAAAUUGACAGGUAACUAACUUAUUUUGCAAUUAUGCAGGUCAAAUACAAACAGGUCUUAUAGUUGAAGAUUAGGGUACCAUCUUCAUUGAAAAAACAAUGGUAGGAGUUUCUUUGAUGUGUUCUUUGUUUUACCCCUGAUUGUACCUCCAGUCCUGCCCCAGGCAAUGUCUGGGAGAUCUAUGCACCUUAGUUAGAAUGGGGUGAUCAAAUAAAAUAUUUUCAUUCUAGUCGAUUGGGACAUUUGCAUAGCUACCUGGCACUGUAUGUUCGACCUGCUAUCAGCACAUUGUCUUAAGUGCUAUUUAUUUUGGUUGUAUGAUCUCGGUGACACAACAUUGUCUGAAGUGCUACACAUUAUGGUUGUAUGACCUCAAUGACAGCACAUCAUCUGAAGUGCUACACAUUAUGGUUGUAUGACCUCAAUGACAGCACAUCGUCUGAAGUGCUACAUAUUAUGGUUGUAUGACCUCAAUGACAGCACAUCAUCUGAAGUGCUACACAUUAUGGUUGUAUGACCUCAAUGACAGCACAUCAUCUGAAGUGCUUCCCAUUAUGGUUGUAUGACCUCAAUGACAGCACAUCGUCUGAAGUGCUACACAUUAUGGUUGUAUGACCUCAAUGACAGCACAUCUGAAGUGCUUCCCAUUAUGGUUGUAUGACCUCAAUGACAGCACAUCAUCUGAAGUGCUACACAUUAUGGUUGUAUGACCUCAAUGACAGCACAUCAUCUGAAGUGCUUCCCAUUAUGGUUGUAUGACCUCAAUGACAGCACAUCAUCUGAAGUGCUUCCCAUUAUGGUUGUAUGACCUCAAUGACAGCACAUCAUCUGAAGUGCUUCCCAUUAUGGUUGUAUGACCUCAAUGACAGCACAUCUGAAGUGCUUCCCAUUAUGGUUGUAUGACCUCAAUGACAGCACAUCAUCUGAAGUGCUUCCCAUUAUGGUUGUAUGACCUCAAUGACAGCACAUCAUCUGAAGUGCUUCCCAUUAUGGUUGUAUGACCUCAAUGACAGCACAUCAUCUGAAGUGCUACACGUUAUGGUUGUAUGACCUCAAUGACAGCACAUCAUCUGAAGUGCUACACGUUAUGGUUGUAUGACCUCAAUGACAGCACAUCUGAAGUGCUACACAUUAUUGUUGUAUGACCUCAUUGACAGCUCAUCUGAAGUGCUUCCCAUUAUGGUUGUACGACCUCAAUGACAGCACAUCUGAAGUGCUACAGAUUUUGGUUGUAUGACCUCAAUGACAGCACAUCAUCUGAAGUGCUACACAUUAUUGUUGUACGACCUCAAUGACAGCACAUUGUCUUGGUUCCGGCUGCAUCUGACAAGUUGUUAAUAGUCACUGUAGAAACUGUAUAUAAGAGUACUUGUGAAUGAAUAGCAUGCAUUGUCUGGAUUUACUUGAUUUUACGUGAUUAACCGAACUAUUCAAAUAUUUACCUCUUCUUUUCAGAAGCUCUUGCUCAAUAUAAUUGGUUAAUGAUAAGACAUCUUAUAAUCAAAGAUUUUUCUUAGAUUCUGUGAGUAUAUAUAUAUACAUGUACCCUUGCACUCAUUGUGACAAUUUUCUUCUCUGUUCCUAUACCCAUGUGCUUACAAACAUCUUUCAAGUUGGAAUUGCCAGUAUUUGUCCGAAAAAUGUUUCCCCCUAUCAUUAAGUCUACAAUAUCAGCUCUGUUCAAGUGUAUGUGCAUACUUUCAGUUAUGGAAGAAAAUAUGUAACAUAUUUAAUUGUAUGGAAAAAUUGAUCAUGGAAAUGUACAUUGAGAUGUAUUUUAAAAAUAAAACCCUCAAAGUA